AUGGACGUUUCCGUCAAUUUCCACGUGGCGCUGAGACAACUGCAGUUUCGGGUGCCGCUGGAGCUUAUCCGCAUCAACUUCAAACACGUCCAGCGGCUCAUUGAGAAGCAGCGGUUGGCGGUGGACGCCGAAGUGGCAAAAAUUAAAGCCGCCGACUUAUCGCCGCCAGAACGGCUAGCGGCACUCAGAAAGACCAUACGGGGGUUUGAAACGUUUCAAAAGAAGCUCAGACAGGCGUUGGAUAAAGACCGAGACUACCACGCCCGUCUAGAAGCGAGAAGAGCCCAUCUAUGCCAACUUGCUCAAUGGGCCAAACCGAGCCCCGACGGCGAUAUGGUGCUUAAUUUACACAACCCCAACUUGAUCCAGUGGUACCGGGCCGAGCACAUGGCUCUAAUUGUCGAUUAUUUGAUUAAAUCGUACGUUCCGCCGCUGCCCCUGCUGACUUCUGGAAAACGGUUUAAGAGCGAUUCCGAGAACCUGGGCCUCAAAUUAUUGGCCUCCAUCAAAGAUAACUACCCGGGCUUGGAUAAGCUCAUUGACCACGAUAUAUUUGCUCUAUUUAACCGGAUAUUUGUCCUGAUUGUCCAAGAACACGAUUUGGAUUUGGUUGUGGCCUGGUUCAACGAUAACAAAUCGUUUCUCAAAAAGAACCAUUCGAACCUUGAAUUCGAAAUAAACUACUGUAAGUUUUUGCUGUUGAUUGACCAAGGAGAAGUGAAACAGGCCAUUGUCUACAGCCAGACCCAUUUGCUGGUAUACCUGAACCGCGACCACUAUGGCGACGGGGGUCAGGCGAUGUACGAAGCCAACCUGGCGAAAUUGAAACACAUCGGUGGUUUAUUGGUCUACGUGCUGAUGAAAGAGGAACCGCUGGGGGAGAAAGUGGCGCUCAUGCCCCGCUACCGCCAGUACCAGCAAUUGCUCAGCAACGAGCGGUGGGUGCUGCUUUCCCAGUGCUUCAUGGAUAACUUUAAUCAGCUCUAUGGUAUCCCCCAUCAUUUCCCGUUAUACACUUACCUUUCUGCCGGGCUUGUGACCCUCAAGACAAAACUGUGCUAUCAUAACCACACCAAUACCAUUUUCGGCAAUCAAGCCAAUGGUAGUGGCCACAACACACCCGCUCAUGACGUGUGGGGGAUGGUUGACCGCAAAUUCAGGGGCCCCAACCACUACUACCACGCGCUUAAGAAAAUAAACCAUUGCCCCGUGUGUCUGCCGGAAUUGUUCCAACUCGCUCGUGGAUUACCCUACGCUCAGCUCAUUACCAACGUGUUCAACAAUCCGUUUAAGCUUCCCAACGGCAAUAUCUAUCCGUUUGAUAAGCUCUUGGCUCCACUGGAUAACCACUUGGACGAGAAGAGUAUCUUGCUCCGAAAGAAUAGCAUCAAGGAUCCGUUGACCCACCAAGUGUACAACAUCAGCGACUGCGUCAGGGUAUAUCCAGCCUAG
Molecule: messenger RNA, 1452 nt
Organism: Diutina rugosa
Lineage: Eukaryota; Fungi; Ascomycota; Pichiomycetes; Serinales; Debaryomycetaceae
Product: glucose-induced degradation complex subunit
Exons: 1
Coding region: 1-1452 (483 amino acids)
Biological process (GO): proteasome-mediated ubiquitin-dependent protein catabolic process
Cellular component (GO): nucleus; GID complex; cytoplasm
Molecular function (GO): ubiquitin protein ligase activity
Source: RefSeq, a predicted model, not a curated record